GCCGCAGAGGUAAAUAGUGAAGGUUUUAGCAAGGUGAGUGGGGUCGCAUUUCCGGAGAGUCUUUACCGUUUGGCUCUGAUGACGAGGAGGAAACUGUACCGAUGAAAGAAGCUUCUUAUAACUGGCCAAAUGGGAAAAGAAAACAGUGCCAGUAGCAAAUCCACGCCAAACAGAAAUUCACAGUCACUUAGAAUGGAGCGGCACCCAUUUGAAAGUGCAGCUGCAAGGUCUCAAUCCUUUAGCGCCUCAGCAAUCUCUCGUGUCAAGCCUCUUACACCACUUCAAAGUCCAGCAGAAUUGGAGAGGAAACAUUCUCAGAUUCGCCGCAAGUCUUCCGGAAUUUUUGGGCCUAAGCCAGCUUUGAAGUGUCCAAGGAUUUCCCAGACAACGAGUGUGUUUACUAAACUUCAGUCAGCCCUCAGUGAAUAUGCACGACACCUUGAGGAAGCUCUGAACAGUGUAGAACCCAAGAGAAAAAGAAUUGUGGAGCAAAGAAUUAAGUUAAUAGAGUCAAGGAUACAGCAGAUUGAUGAGAUUUUUCAACUCUACCUUUAUGAAGAGAAGAUGAGAGAAGGUUCGCGUAAUUUGCUGCAUGCCCUGACAUCCCAGGGAUCCAAAGGAGGUCAGGACAAGUGCAGAGGCAGCAUAAAUGCUUGUACAGAGAAAAUGUGUGCUAUUGAAGAGGAACUUGAAACUAAACUUGGUGUUUUCAGAUUUCAUUUAAAUGCUCUUCAAGCAUUUGGAAGGCUAUGCAGUGGUGAUGUAUAUGAUAUACAUAUUAGACAUGGGAGUAAUUUUAAAUGGAAGUCAAGAUGUAAAGUAGAAAGAGAAGGACAAAAAUGGAUAGAUAAUGAGUUCACAUUGAGACCAUCAAUUACAGAUGAAUUUUCUGUCAGGGUCAUUGAAAUGAAAAAAAUCCAAGCAAAUGUUCAAAUUGGAAAUAUCCAUUUGAGAUCAAGAAAUUACAUAAAAGCCAGACCACAGAUCAUGUCUGUACCUCUUAACAGCACAGGCUCCAUGAAACUCAAAUUGACAGUGGAAUGGAGACCUUUUUCUGGGAAAGAGGAGAAUACAUUACGUUCCAAGCGACACAGUCUGUUAUCAGAAGUUAUCUUUAUUCAGCCUUCAGAGUGUACAACACCUUCAACAGAUUUAACGUACAGCCCUACAAAACAAAAGGGCUUUAGUGAAGUGGAAUACAAUGUUGAAGGAAAUGAAGAGAAGCCUUUAUUUGUAGAUGAGGAGGUAGUUGUUGAAGACUUGAAAGAUUCACCCGAGUUGGUUGCUGCAAAUCUACCUGAAGACGACUUGAAUGGAAUUGUUCCAGAAGAACCUCAGGAGUUCCGUCAUGCAACAUCCUUGGAUAGUGCCUUGCAGCAUCUUAUUCCCACUUUGCAGACAAACAAAGAUCAAUUUCCUGAGCUUGAUGGCGUGAUCACGCUUCUUGAUAAACUAGAAGAACUCGUCAAGAAAUGUUCCUUAUUAAGAUCUUCCAUGUCUCUUUCUGUGGAAAGUGCGCUAGAGAGCUUUGACUUCUUAGAGCAGGAUGCAGCGGACGAGAGAGAAAGCACGCCCCGCAGUACCGGUAGUGGGGGAAGCGGAUGUCAAGAUACUGGUUAUAAUAGCACUGACGACUAUAACAAAGACUGUGUGGGGGAGGGUUCGUCUGAUGCUGGUUACAUUGUGGACUUUAUGACUUCUGGGAAAACUGCUGAAAAUUACGGGGACACAAAUCAUGGCAACGGAGUAAUAAAUGGAAUCGAAGACAGUGGAUCACAAAGCGAACAUCUUGAAGUUGAAGAAAACGCUGAUAGGAACUCUUUGAAUGACUCUCCAAGUUGUAUUUCUGAUAUCUUUUCGUCGCCGUCUUCGUUUGGUCAGCCUGUGGAGAAAUCGGCGGGUUUGGAUGAAGCUGAGUUGGGUGGCGUUUCAUCCAACGCCAGUUCCCCCAGGAAACGGUUUGAAGUAGCAACGGAACUGAUGGAGGGGAGUCCUCAACACAGCAGCCUCAGGACUCGGUCAUCACGGGCGACAAGUCCUAAUCUGUCCUCCUCAUAUGGCCACGAAGCUACAGUUGGUAGCAAAGUUUUGGACAAGGUCCUCCUUUGUCACUUACAAUUUUGUGAAGAAGUCUCUGUGCAUCUUGGUUCAUUUGGGCCCAUGAAAUACAAGGAAAUGCAAGCUCUCUCUAAACUUCGACAACAGAAGGAAGUUCUGAACAGACUCUUCACGUUCAUUUUAUCAUCCGACCCAGUCAGUGAAAUGGCUCUGUCAACAAGCAACCCACGUUUGGCAACAAACCCCGCGUUGUCCUCUCUUUGGGAGAAAACGUGCCAAGGCUCGCUCUUGUUUACUACGGCGGGUCAGCUUGUGAGCGGGUUUGAAGACACCUACAAGAAACAAAUAACUCAGAGUUACAACAGAGUGGUAGAUUUAGUCUUUUCAGUUAUCGUAGCACGUGUUAUCCAUCAAGAUCCUGAUUUGACUGAUGUUCAGCCCGAAGAGGAAGAGCUUGUGAGCGUGUUUCAGUUUGAGCAUUACUUCAUGGACUUGUGGAGGCCUAACUUGUCCAAGUACAUCGACGAGGUGGCUUAUGAACUUGUGAUCUGUAAGCGCCUGCGUUCCACUGAAAAGGAUGCUGUUGUUGCACAGCUGAAGCAGUACACGGAGAUACCACUGUCCAAAACCUGUUUUUGUCCUGUGCUCUGUCUCUUGCUGGACAACGAUUUUUUAGUUGCCCAGGCCGCAGAGUCUUAUUUGUCGCAUUUGAAAAAGAAUGCUGACCUGCGUAGAAAGGCUAUUAGUUUAAGUAUCGAGGCGCUUGAGGAAUCUGAGGAGAAACUGCGGGAAGGAGCAUGCGUGGCUCUUACAGUGCUUCAGGCCAGAGAUGCUGUUCCCCAACUGUUGUAUCUUAGCAGAUGUGAUGUACAAUCUGUAAAAUUUGCUGCACGGAAGGCUCUCUCAUCCUUGGGAGAGGAAGGCGAAGAUGCAUUAAGACAAUCUGCCAUGUCUUCAAGUGAAAUAGCUGGACUAACGUUCUAAACCAGUUGUAUUUACUCAGCCACGCACCCCGUGACAGAAGACAUAGAAGGGUGUUUUUGUGUCUUCUUGGAAGCCGUGUUGUUAUGAUAUGGAAAUGUGGAAAGGAGUUAGAGUUCCUUUCUAUUUCCUUCAGAGAAAGUAAGGUCGAAAGGAAAAUUUGGCGCUUAAUCGCAGCAAGCGUAUUACAAAGUCAGUAAGUCUCCGUAUCUUUGAGUGACGUAAUGUAACCUCUCACGGAGUACUCCAGGGCCCAGUUGUUCAAGAUCGAUUAGCGCUAACCCAGGGUUAAAUUUUAAUCCAGGUUUCUAUAUUUCUCUGU
This is a messenger RNA of Stylophora pistillata, 3361 nucleotides long. RefSeq names its product rho family-interacting cell polarization regulator 2. The record is from RefSeq and is a predicted model, not a curated record. Lineage: Eukaryota; Metazoa; Cnidaria; Anthozoa; Scleractinia; Pocilloporidae.